GGGAGGUCCCAGAGGGGGUGGGUGCUGGGCCCGGUCUACACGGCAGCCUGCAGAGGCUGCGGGAAUGCGUGGCCGCAGGCCGGUGUCAGGGUGGGACCCUGUCGGGCACCUGCCUGGGGUGUCCAGGCUGCGGGGUCCACAGUGGGGCAGCCCCGGCCCGGCUCCCUCCCUCAGCAGCCUCCAGCACCCCCACUGGCUCCUGUCCCCUCCUUGGAAGGCAAGUCCCUACGUCCUCAGAGACACCCAGGUCACAGGCCGGCGCCUGCAGUCACCCUGCCCCCUGCCUGCCGACCGGGUGACCUGGGGCCGCCCGCUGAUUUCCUGGGUGCUCCGGCUCCCGGCAUGCUCCUGGCCAGGGUUCCCCCCAGGGCCAGCUCUCUCUCUCCCUGCACUCCCCCGGCCCGACCCCCUUCCACCUGUCCCUCGGCCUCCAACACGCACCUGACAACCUGACACCUUGUGCCCAGGAGGCUACGCUUGUGGUGUGUGAUUCCCAAGUCUCCUAUUUUACAAGUUUUCCAAAGUUUGCUGGAAGCUCCAGCGGAGGCUCCUUGGGAUCAGGGAGCACCCGCAGGCGGCCCGUCUCCACCCUUUUUAGUAAUAAGCCGAGACCAGCGGGGGCAGGUCAAGGGUGCGGGGAGUGGGAGGCGGGGGAACAGGCCCGGGGACCCCCUGCACACCCCUGAGCAGGGAGAGAGCCAGGACCACCUGUCCUCAGCCUGCCCCGCCCGGCCCCCUGUAACCUGACACCGGGUCUGGGGCCACCCUCCUGGUACCUGGCCAGUUCACCACUUUCAGAAAAGCCAGGAAACAGAAACUUUGGGGAAAGGAAACCACUGGGGAAGGUGGGGCCCCGAGCUGCCUCCCGCGUCCGCAUUCUGCGAGCUGCACCUGCCACCAUGAGCCGCGCCCCUCGGCCCUUGCUCCCUGGCGCCCGCGCCGCCGGCCCCCCCACCUACGAGAUGCUCAAGGAAGAGCACGAGGUGGUGGUCCUCGGGGGGGCGCCCCAGAGCGCAGCUCCCGCUACCACCACCGUGAUCAACAUCCGCGGUGACACAGUCGUGCCCGACCACGUCGUCUGGUCCCUGUUCAACACCGUCUUCAUGAACUGGUGUUGCCUGGGCUUCGUGGCCUUCGCCUACUCCGAGAAGACCAGGGACCGGAAGAUGGCGGGCGACCUGACCGGGGCGCAGAGCUUCGCCUCCACCGCCAGGUGCCUCAACAUCUGGGCGCUGGUCCUGGGCCUCCUCCUGACCGUCACCUUCGUCAUUCUUGUCUCAACCGGCUCCCUGGUGAUUUUCGAAACAGUUUCCGAGAUGGUAAAACAUUACGGAGGGUCGUAGUCGGCGCCGGAGGCCUCGGGGCCCCUCCCGUCGCACUGUCACCUUCACGUCCCUCUAGCGCUGGUGUCAAUAAAGCACGUGCCUGUGA
Molecule: messenger RNA, 1431 nt
Organism: Canis lupus familiaris (dog)
Lineage: Eukaryota; Metazoa; Chordata; Mammalia; Carnivora; Canidae
Product: interferon-induced transmembrane protein 1
Biological process (GO): response to type II interferon; response to interferon-alpha; host-mediated suppression of symbiont invasion
Cellular component (GO): plasma membrane
Source: RefSeq, a predicted model, not a curated record